UUUGCUUUUGUACUCAUUAUCAUUAAAGAAGUUGCACAUUUUGGAAAUAAAUCAACAUAAUUAAAAAAAGUGAGGCCUCUGAAGCGAAACGAAUGUAAAAACCUAUAGGAUUAAAGUUACAACCAUUAUUAUCGGCCAUCGGUCAUUAAAAUGCUAAGGACCUUCGUCAGGCUGACACCGGCUUUUAUUCCAAUUUUAAGGAAACAUAACGAGAAUGAUUACAAUUUACUGGAUCCAUCUACCGAGGUGCCCACCACUGGAGUUGACAGACUAAAGAAUAUGUUUUACAGGAAUGAAUAUGAUGAGGUGUCUCCUGAAUUGAGGACUGUAAUACAAUCAGGAUUAUGCGGAUGCUUUGUUGGUGCAUGUAUGGGAGGAUUUGUCAAAUCGAGAGACGCAUAUCUUUACUUUAUAGAAAACAACCAAGCUACCAUAUUUAAAUCUACUAUGGAGGCUAAGAAAAAACUGCAAGACCAUGUAACAUUAGCCUUUGCAAGAGGAGCUUACCAUUGGGGUUGGAGACUUGGAAUAUUUACUGGGACAUUUAGUUUGAUAGCAACAACAAUUUCAGUGUACAAGGACCAGACCUCGAUAACGGAGUAUAUCCUGGCCGGCUCCAUCACUGGAGCCAUGUAUAAGAUGAACUUAGGCAUGGCUGCCAUGCUGGUUGGUGCAGGACUAGGAGCCGUUUUGAGCGCAAUAGGAGGAGCGGCUAUACUGGGUAUCUUGCACAUAACAGGAGUUUCUAUGCAGGACAUCAGGCGCGCCUUGAAUAAAAUAAAUGAAGCGAGAGUGGAUCAAUACAACCAAGCAUUAGAAAAAGCGGCAGACGAAAAAAAUGACGCGCUCACGAGACACCACGACCAUAUAGUUGAAACGAAAGGAGUAAUUAAAUUAGACGAUAUCAAAUAAUACUGUAAAUUGUAUAUAAGGUGCUGGGCGGCAAUUUCGACUGCGGGGUAAUUUACAACUAAUCGGAAUAUCUUCCAGGUUUUUCAUUAAUAACUACAGUCACACAACAAAUUAUUUUCGUUAUAUGAACAUACAUGGCACUCUAGUUAAUAAUGUAAAACAUGGAUUAACCCUUCUUUGCAUGGUGAUGGAAAUUUCCAUCAUAACAUUGUCCUAUGAAAUAAAGGUGCUUUUGGAGGUGAUUGAUAUUUAUUUUAAGACUAUCAACUUUCAACACUAAUCCAUUUUCUAAUUUUUGACAUAAAUUUACGCAGUAUUUUAAUUUAUAAAAAUUAUAUUUGUUUAAAUACGAAAUGUCGGAAAACUUGGAAAAACCUGGAAGUUGAUGAUUUUUAGUAUGUGAUUUUGAGCAGAUUUUUCAGGCUUUGUAAUUAUUUUAUAUUUACAAACUUUAUCAUAGGAAUAUCACAAAUAGUGUACCUUUCUGAUGGCAGUAAAAAUUUUCCUAUAUCCCUUACUAAUAGUUAUACAUUUACAAAAAUAUGAUUUAGCCUAUGCAACUUCUAACACUAAUUGUGCAGUGAAAAUCGAUGAUAAUUUUUUUUUUACUAUUUUUCCCAGAAUCAGUAAACAAUUACGUGACACAUAUAUUCAUUUCGGGCAAAAAUCAUGCAAAGAAAGAAAUGUUUAAGUAGUUGAAACUACCCCGCAGUCGAAAUUGUUCCCUGUACCUUAAAUAAUAUAAUUAACUUAACUAUAGAGAUAGUCAAAGAGUAUAAUAAUAUAAUUAUGAUAGUUUUGUUUAAUAAAUUAUGUUUUUAUUA
Molecule: messenger RNA, 1736 nt
Organism: Cydia fagiglandana
Lineage: Eukaryota; Metazoa; Arthropoda; Insecta; Lepidoptera; Tortricidae
Gene: 140up
Product: RPII140-upstream gene protein
Exons: 6
Coding region: 151-912 (253 amino acids)
Cellular component (GO): mitochondrion
Source: RefSeq, a predicted model, not a curated record